This is a messenger RNA of Raphanus sativus (radish), 2871 nucleotides long. Its product is annotated as DNA repair protein RAD4. Gene Ontology annotation, biological process: mismatch repair; nucleotide-excision repair. The record is from RefSeq and is a predicted model, not a curated record. NCBI's taxonomy places the organism in Eukaryota, Viridiplantae, Streptophyta, Magnoliopsida, Brassicales, Brassicaceae. The transcript is spliced from 11 exons. Gene Ontology annotation, cellular component: XPC complex; nucleus; nucleotide-excision repair factor 2 complex. The coding region runs from base 256 to 2826 and encodes 856 amino acids. Gene Ontology annotation, molecular function: single-stranded DNA binding; damaged DNA binding.
CAGGGCCGUUAAACGGUUUGGUGGGUCCCUGACUCUUGCGGUCAAAAACAGCGUUCUCCCACUUUCUCGUUGUCUAAAAAAUUUAUAGCGGCUUCUCGGAGAAGUUUUGUCUGUUAACGUCGGUCGUUGUUAAUCGCGCGGGAGGAUUGGGGGCGUGUAACUGAAACUCCUUCGCUUCCCGUCUAAUACUUUCUGUCUCCAACGGCCACGAGUGACGGAGUCGCGUGUUCGAUUCGCAGUGUUUUUUUACUUGAGAUGAAGCCUCUUAUAAAAAGUAAGGAUAGUAAGCUCUCAGCAGCCUCGAGAGCAGCUGUGAAUAAAGUUCUAGACAGAAUCAAUGCUCGUGGCAACAAGAAGGGAGAUGCUACUCCACAGAACUCUGAUUCCGCUAAGCUGGACAAGGGGAAGAAAACCGUAACUGACAACGUUCUAGAGGACAGGGAAUGUGUUCAGUUUGAUGAUGAUGAUGAGAUGAAUGAUUCAGACUGGGAAGACUGUCCUAUUCCUACUCUUGCCAAAUCUGUUGAUGAUACCUACGUUGAUGACACCAGAGAGUUAACCAUUGAACUUGAUGAUUUGCCUCCUGAUACUAAGAGGCAGAAGAAGAACACUUACCGUGCAACAGCACAAGACAAGGAACGGGCGGAACUUGUACACAAAGUUCACUUGCUCUGUCUGCUUGCAAGAGGGAGGAUAGUUGACAACGCUUGUAAUGAUCCCUUGAUUCAGGCUUCCUUGCUUUCACUUCUGCCAUCAUACUUGACAAAAGUAUCGAAUCUAGAGAAAGUGACUGUUAGGGAUAUAGCCCCUCUUCUUCGUUGGGUUCGUGGGAACUUUGCUGUUAGGUGUACACCCAGUUCUGAGAAAUCUUUUCGUACGUCUCUAGCAUUUGCUCUUGAAUCUCGUAGAGGCACGCCUGAAGAGCUUGGAGCGUUGGCCGUUGCUUUACUUAGAGCAUUAAAGCUUACAACUCGGUUUGUGUCUAUUCUUGAUGUUGCCUCCUUAAAGCCUGGGGCCGAAAAGGAUGAAUCUUCAGGUCAGAACAGAGCUAAAACGAAGCGUGGGGUAUUCAGGAACUUCACUCUUAUGGUACCAAAGCAUCAAGCCAUCUCGUCACACCCAAACAAAUCCUCUUCCCAUGUUGAGGAUAAAAGUCUCUGUGAAACCUCUUCUGAGUCUCAGCAGGAGGGUUCUGCUCAGCUGCAAGACAAUAAGGUCAACUCAUCCUGUGAAGCAGGAACGUCCAGCAAAUCUGACGGAGCAAGGAGGAAAGGUGAUGUUGAGUUUGAGAUGCAGUUAGCCAUGGCUAUGGCUGCGACUGCGAGUGUAAACAACCAACAGAGUUCUAAAGUAACCGAGAAAAAGAAAAGUCCACAAACAACAAGAAGAAGUGAUGGCUUGUCAGUUUCUGACCAAGUAAUGUCCACAGCUAUCGGUUCUAAGAAAGCGGAUUCUCCUCUUUGUUGGGCUGAGGUGUAUUGCAAUGGAGAAAACAUGGAUGGGAGAUGGGUUCAUGUAGAUGCUGUUAAUGGAACGAUAGAUGCUGAACAAAACGUAGAAGCUGCAGCUGCUGCUUGCAGAAUGUUAGUUAGAUAUGUUGUCGCCUUCGCUGGUGGUGGAGCUAAAGAUGUCACUCGCAGGUACUGUACAAAGUGGCACACGAUUUCAUCCAAACGGGUGAGUUCAUCGUGGUGGGAUAUGGUCUUAGCACCGUUACGAGAACUAGAGGCAGCCGCAAGCGUUAUCCCUCUUGCUAACAAUGCUUGCUCAAGUAGUAGUAGCUCGUCCUUUGGUAUGAGGAGUGCUGUUGAAGAUAUUGAGUUAGCUACUAGGGCACUUACUGAGCCUCUUCCCACAAACCAGCAGGCCUAUAAAGGUCACGAACUCUAUGCUAUUGAGAAAUGGCUUCACAAGAACCAGAUACUUCACCCAAAAGGUCCGGUUCUGGGGUUCUGCGCUGGUCAUUCCGUUUAUCCUCGAACUUGUGUGCAGACUCUUAGAACUAAAGAAAGUUGGCUACGUGAUGGGCUUCAACUUAAGGCCAGUGAAGUUCCCUUAAAGAUUCUUAAGCGUAACGCAAAGAUCAGAAAAGGAAAAGAUUUUGGAGAUGGGAACAAGGACAGUGAAGAUGGUUCUUCUCGGUGCAUGGAACUAUACGGGAGGUGGCAAAUGGAACCAUUGUGUCUCCCUCAUGCUGUUAAUGGGAUUGUGCCUAAGAACGAGCGUGGUCAAGUUGAUGUCUGGUCUGAGAAAUGUCUCCCACCUGGAACAGUCCACUUAAGGUUUCCUCGAAUAUUUUCAAUUGCUAAGAGAUUUGGAAUAGAUUAUGCACCUGCAAUGGUUGGUUUCGAGUACAAAAGUGGACGUGCUACUCCUGUUUUCGAAGGUAUUGUGGUCUGCACCGAGUUCAAAGAUGCAAUCCUCGAGGCAUAUGCAGAAGAACGAGAAAUGAGAGAAGAGGAGGAGAGAAGACGAAACGAAGCACAAGCAGCUUCGAGAUGGUAUCAGCUUCUUUCCUCUAUCUUAACCCGUGAGAGGCUGAAUAACCGUUACGCCAAUAACUCAGAGGAUGAUGUUGUCAAGACGAGGAGUAUGGAAACGAAACCAGAGACGGUUGUUAGGGAGGAGAAUGUGAAAACACCUGAAAAGCAAGGAGGGGUUAAGAGAGGAAGAAAGCGUCGUAGUGAAGAUGACAACCGUGAAGGUGGAGAUGGAGAUGAACAUGAGCAUGUGUUUCUUGACGAGCAAGAAACGUUUGAUGAGAAAACCUCUGUAAAAACCAAACGCUGCAAAUGUGGCUUUUCUGUCCAAGUUGAACAAAUGUGAACGCUUUGUUUUUGGAGCUUUUUAGUAACAUAUCUUAUGUAUUCA